AACGGCCUCAUUCAUUCCGUGCUCUCCAUUCGGCAAACACCUCAUAUCCGGGUUCAAAAUUUAAUAUAAAUAUAUUUUCUUCUAAUAUUGCACAAAUCUAACGGAAAAUGGCGGUGCGACCUUUCGGCCCCGGACCCGGCGUCUACAUGCUCCCACCCACUGUGGGCUAUGAUAAGCAUGAUAAUCGCAAACAGCGGAUGCCACAGUACUCCUUCGGCAUGCGUACGCGUGCUGUUGGAGAGGACCUGGGUCCUGGUCCCGGGGCCUACAAGGUGGACAAGUUGACGCGUUACGGUGGAUCCAAGGGGUUAGAGUUUUCGAUGGCCCCCAGAACAAACACUAUAGACAAGCGGAGUAGUCCCGGACCCGGAGCCCAUGAUGUCCACAAAAAGCCAUUCUUCACGGGAGUUAAUGCGCCAUCCUAUUCGAUGGGUCUGCGAACGGACUUUAGCUUUAAAAAGGAUGGUCCUGGUCCCAAUGCCUACAAAUAUGAGGUGAAUGCGGUUCGUCCUGGUGUCCCGAGCUAUAGCAUGGGCUUGCAAACAAAGCUUAUCAAUAAGACCAAUUCACCUGGACCUGCAGCCUAUGGUGGCGGUGAUAUCAAUGUCAAGCUUAACCGUGCUCCGAUAUACUCGAUGCAGGCAAGAACCGUAGUUCCAGGCGAGAAUGUCGGCCCAGGACCCAACUAUUAUGAUUUAAUGUACUAUCGUCCUGGCAAAAGCGGACCGGGUUACUCCUUCGGUGUGCGUCACAACCAGUACGCUCCGCCCAUGAUUGUUAGAUGUGACAACAUGUAGAGUGCAAUAUUAGAAGAAAUGUUCCAAAUUUUAGUGAAUAAAAGGUUUAAUAAUA
This is a messenger RNA of Drosophila eugracilis, 852 nucleotides long. RefSeq names its product outer dense fiber protein 3. NCBI's taxonomy places the organism in Eukaryota, Metazoa, Arthropoda, Insecta, Diptera, Drosophilidae. Bases 108 to 797 code for a protein of 229 amino acids. The record is from RefSeq and is a predicted model, not a curated record. The transcript is spliced from 4 exons.